AUGAACUGUGAGCUUUAUGAAUUUGUGCUUCAUUUAUUCAGAAGCGUCGCAGGUUCUGUGGAGCUCCUACAGUUUCACCAAUCCACAGCUGCCCCUCCGCAAAUCAGGAACGUGAAAUGCCUGCACUGCCAAACGCCAGCGGACCAGCUGCAUUUGCCUAGCGCCUUCCGCUGGACGCCUCCAAAGUGCCUCGCGGUCUCCCCCGGGGAGGAGCGAGUGGCGAGGGCCAUCGACCUGAUCGACCUGGUGACCGGCGUCAAGGACUUCGCCUACGAUGGGCCCCUGCCGCCCGUCCGGAUCUUCGUGGCCCAGCCCCCGGACCUCCCCCUCCGGCCUGCUCCCAGGAUGACCGGCGGUCCGGCUCCCUCCUCCGGCCGCCCCAAGCGCAAGGUGGCGCUGAAGGCGGGCAAGAGCAAGAAGAUCUUCGGCUGGGGUGACUUCUACAUGAACGUCCGGACCCUCAAGUUCAGCCUCCUGGUGACCGGCAAGAUCGUGGACCACGUCAACGGCACCUUCAGCGUCUACUUCCGGCACAACUCAUCCAGCCUGGGCAACGUGUCGGUCAGCAUUGUCCCACCCAGCCGGCUGGUGGGCUUCAACCUGCUGCAACCCCAGCAGCAGACGACGGCCACUCUGGCAGAACCCAAGGACUCCCGGCUCUUCAACUGCCGGGUGGAGUACGAGAAGACCAACCGAGCUAAGAAGAAUCGGCCGUGCCUCUAUGACCCAUCGCAGGUCUGCUUCACCGAGCACACGCAGAGUCACGCCGCCUGGCGCUGCUCCAAACCCUUCAAGGUCAUCUGCAUCUUCCUAGCGUUCUACAGCACGGACUACAAACUGGUGCAGAAGGUCUGCCCAGAUUACAACUUCCACAACGACCUGCCCUACUUCGGCUGA
This is a messenger RNA of Carcharodon carcharias (great white shark), 897 nucleotides long. RefSeq names its product neurexophilin-2. Bases 1 to 897 code for a protein of 298 amino acids. Lineage: Eukaryota; Metazoa; Chordata; Chondrichthyes; Lamniformes; Lamnidae. Gene Ontology annotation, molecular function: signaling receptor binding. The record is from RefSeq and is a predicted model, not a curated record. The transcript is spliced from 2 exons.